Molecule: messenger RNA, 1490 nt
Organism: Austrofundulus limnaeus
Lineage: Eukaryota; Metazoa; Chordata; Actinopteri; Cyprinodontiformes; Rivulidae
Gene: akirin2
Product: akirin 2
Exons: 5
Coding region: 357-893 (178 amino acids)
Biological process (GO): positive regulation of transcription by RNA polymerase II; positive regulation of innate immune response
Cellular component (GO): chromatin; nucleus
Molecular function (GO): transcription coregulator activity
Source: RefSeq, a predicted model, not a curated record
CAACUAACCAAACAGGAGAAGACAAGGGAAGCUUGACAGAACACCGUUUCCUCUGUCAUUUUUAGGUAAAAAUCGGAUGUCAUCCGGCUAAAUACUGCGUGUAUAAGAAGUUAUUCUUAUCGGAAUCACUUAACGUUAUAUCCUCUAACAUCGACUUUGUCAAAUUAAUCAGCAGAAGACAACGGAAGACGAAAUAAAUUUGUAUCUGUGUCCAGCCCGGAAUCGCCGCUGCGUUUUAACGAAACCAACGCUAGCUAGCAUCAGCUGCACCGGGGCCCAAACCAGCAACUUCCUCAGUGUCGGAGGGGUUUCAAAGCUUCCUGGUUGACAUAUUUUCAGAGUUAUACAGAAGAGUGAUGGCUUGCGGGGCUACUUUGAAAAGGACUCUGGACUUUGAUCCGCUGAGCCAGGCUUCUCCCAAAAGAAGGCGGUGUGCGCCGGUCAUGUCGCCGGUGUCUUCGCCUCAGAAAUAUCUGCGCAUGGAGCCUUCGCCUUUUGGGGAAGUCUCGUCCAGACUCACCACAGAGCAAAUUCUGCACAACAUCAAACAGGAGUACAAGCGUCUACAGAAACGUCGACACCUGGACGUUUCCUUCCAGCAGGCGGAUCGCUGCUGUCCAGUGGAUCUGCAGAACAUCCAGGCUGGGUCUCCUCUACCAGGCGCGUCCUCAGGAGCCUCAUCUCCCACCAGGAAGGAACAGCCGUUAUUCUCCCUCCGACAGGUCGGGAUGAUCUGCGAGAGACUGCUGAAGGAGCGGGAGGAGAAAAUCCGCGAGGAGUACGACGAGACGCUGACGACGAAGCUCGCCGAACAAUAUGACGCGUUUGUGAAGUUCACACAUGAUCAGCUCAUGCGGAGGUUUGGAGAGCAGCCUGCUAGCUAUGUUUCCUGAGUUCUGCUGUUUGAUUUUCUUGGGGGGGACUCUUUGCUGCAGAUACUCCAGGGACUCGGCGGAUCUGAUCGGACUUUUUAUUCCAAGCUGUGCCAUAUUGCCUCUGUGGACUGGCUGCCUCAGGCCUCAGUGUUGCUCCCAGGGUUAGGAGGGUUUCCUGCUGACACUUUACCAGUGGCCUCUUAACUGCUGUCUUCAUAUUUAUUUGGCUUCUUUCUGAUGCCUUCGUAAAAGGCUAACUGCCGUCACACGUUUUGGCCUUUUGGAUUUUACUUUAUUUUGUGUUUUUUUCCCAACAAAGAUGUUAGCUGUGCAGCUUUUCUGUAUGCACUCUUUGAAAAAAGGGAUCGGACUUUACUGAGUGGAUUGAUUUGAAGGCAGCUUUCAGCCUGGACUCCACAGUUGUCUUUGCUUUUUUUUUAACAUUGUAAAACUGUACCAGUACUUACUGCUUUUAGAUUUGUACAUUCGUAUACACUGUAUUUCUUUUUAUUUUGUCUUGACUUUUGUUUACUGUACCUAAAUGUUAUGUUUGCUGUAGGUUUCAAGGGGCUUUUGGUCGAAUAAUACAAAUAAAUAAAGUCUUGGCACAAAUAA